AUGGGUGUCAACCAAGAUUCCACAGAACCAACGAUCGUGAUCAACCGCCUCAAAUUCACCUACCCAGGAAUCAACGGCCACCCGCCCCCCGGCGCCAAGCCCCUCAUCGAAGACUUCUCCCUCACCCUCAACGCAGGCGACCGAUGCCUCCUGGUCGGCUCCAACGGCGCCGGCAAGACCACCAUCCUCAAGAUCCUCGGCGGCAAGCACAUGGUCGACCUCUCCAUGGUCCGCGUCCUCGGCCGCUCCGCCUUCCACGACACCGCCCUCACCAGCUCCGGCGACCUCUCCUAUCUCGGCGGCGAGUGGCGCCGCGACGUGGCGUUUGCUGGGUUUGAUGUGCCGAUUCAGAUGGAUGUCUCAGCCGAGAAAUUGAUCAAUGGGGUGGCUGGGAUUGACCCGAAUAGAAGAGCUGAGCUGAUCAAGGUGUUGGAUAUUGAUCUCUCGUGGCGGUUGCAUAAGGUCUCAGAUGGUCAGAGAAGACGGGUUCAGAUCUGUAUGGGGCUUCUCAGACCAUACCAGGUGCUUCUGCUCGAUGAGAUCACGGUGGACCUUGACGUGCUGGCCAGGGCGGACCUGCUCAUGUUCUUGAAGAAGGAGUGCGAGGAGCGAGGUGCUGUGAUCAUUUACGCGACGCAUAUAUUUGAUGGAUUGGAGAAUUGGCCGUCACACAUUGUGUAUGUUGCUAAUGGGAAGCUGCAGUUGUCAAUGCCGAUGGACAAGGUUAAGGAGACUUACAAGCUGUCCCUCAUGAGGACGGUUGAGAGUUGGUUGAGGAAGGAACGCGAGGAGGAGAGGGCGAUAAGAAAAGAGAGGAAGGCAAGAGGUCUUCCCGAGUUUGAUGAAAAAAUUGAGGGAAGCCGAGUAGUGGUUAACAAUGGCUGGGCGGCUGGGCGCCUCAACUCGACUGUUGCUGGAGAAGAGAACUUUGUGUUGAGCUCGAACAGGGUUCUCAGGCAAUAGAUACUUGUAGAGAAUUUGAAUGUGCUGCCGCUGGUUUAAGGAUUUGUGACUGAUCUUGUUUGGGAUGAUUGUAUGACUUUGGUUUCUCUCCACGAAUCGGUUUGAGAUUUUUCAUGGAGCCCUUCAGUUUGGAUCCUUUGAAUUUCUGUGUUGCUAAAUUACUUUUUGUGUUCCAGUUCCGGCAGU
Argentina anserina (silverweed cinquefoil) is the source of this 1149-nucleotide messenger RNA. RefSeq names its product ABC transporter I family member 20-like. Lineage: Eukaryota; Viridiplantae; Streptophyta; Magnoliopsida; Rosales; Rosaceae. The coding region runs from base 1 to 963 and encodes 320 amino acids. The record is from RefSeq and is a predicted model, not a curated record. The transcript is spliced from 3 exons. Gene Ontology annotation, molecular function: ATP binding; ATP hydrolysis activity.